This is a messenger RNA of Phaeodactylum tricornutum CCAP 1055/1, 4272 nucleotides long. RefSeq lists its product with no specific name. The transcript has 4 exons. Bases 1 to 4272 code for a protein of 1423 amino acids. NCBI's taxonomy places the organism in Eukaryota, Bacillariophyta, Bacillariophyceae, Surirellales, Neidiaceae. Gene Ontology annotation, cellular component: MutSalpha complex; nucleus. The record is from RefSeq and is a predicted model, not a curated record. Gene Ontology annotation, biological process: mismatch repair. Gene Ontology annotation, molecular function: ATP-dependent DNA damage sensor activity; mismatched DNA binding; ATP binding.
AUGGCUCCGUCGAUACCCAAGGCCGCCGCCACCGCCGCCGUCACGAACGGCAGCCGCGGUGCAAAGAAUCUCAAACAGGGCAAUUUGUUUUCCUUCUUUACGACAUCCCGCAAGAGCUCCGCAACGACCAAGCCGUCGUCACCGUCCGUACCUCUCGAAUCUACCAACGCUCCCGUCCCCGGUGACACCAAACCCUCCACCGACGCGACGACUCACUCCCCAAAGUCCACCACGAAACGUCCGUUGACGCCCCCGUUGCGGGUAGGGGAUGUCCUCCAGGUCUACUGGCCGGACGACAAAGCCUACUACCAAGGCACGUUGGUCCAGAUACGGCGUGCGACGUCGGCGCCGCUCCACUGCAUCGAUUACGGAGACGGACAAGCCCCGGAAUGGAUCGAUCUCAACACGACCCAGUACCAACGCGUCUCCAACGACAAUCAGCAGCAGAAUAUCGACAACAAUAACAACCGAAAUCAGCACAAGCGACGACGUAUUCCGGAACCCGACGAGCCAGACGAAGAAGCCGAAUUCGAGUUUUCGGGAGACUUGGAAGAACCCGAGAGUUGCGCCGACGAAGACGACGAGUCGGCCUACGAGCAAGACGAACAGAACGAUAACGACGACGAGAAUGAGGAUCAGUGGAUGGUCACCGACGACGAAGAUGAAGCACCGCGCAAACCCAAGCGUCACAGUGUAUCAUCCCGCAGACCCUCACUCUCCAAGUCCCGUCCAACACCCUCCGUGACCGUCACGGCACACCCGCCAGCUGCCCCUCAUCAGACACCGGCCCGACCCGACGUUUCCACCACUCCUUCCGGACCAAAGCGGAACCCACCGCACGUGACACCUUCCCUGGCGGGGGCUUCGCUCGCAACCAACACUCAACCGUACCCUUCACCCUCCCUCGCCGCUACCCCCUCCCCUACCCACGCUACCCAAACCAAAGGCAAGCCUCCCAUGUUCGAAAAAGGUGUCGUCAACAUUGCGGGUUCCCAUGCCCAUAACCAUUUACCAUUUCUCCAGAAUCCCCGCGACGCCCAGGGACGCACUCCGGACCACCCGGACUACGACCGUCGGACACUCAAGGUCAAUUCCCGAGACUGGCUCAACGUCACGGGCGGAAACAUGACCGACGCCGUCCAACAGUGGUGGGACCUCAAAGCCCGCUACGCCGAUACCGUCCUCCUCUUCAAAACCGGAAAAUUCUACGAAAUGUUCCACGCUGACGCCGACGUGGGCGUCCAAGUCUGCGGACUGCUCUACAUGAAGGGACACGUCGCCCACGCCGGCUUUCCGGAAAUAUCCUACGGACCCAUGGCGGAUCAACUCGUCCGCGCCGGCUACAAGGUAGCCCGUGUUGAACAGACCGAAACACCCGAUGCCCUCGCGGUACGCAAAAAGGCACACCACCGACGGAACGGACCCGCCCCCAAAGUCGUCAAUCGCGAAGUCUGCUCCAUACUUACGCUCGGCACCCGCACCUUUGGCUAUCUCGACGAUGACACGCACAUUGCCACUGGUCAAGGCGGCGUGGGACCCCUCCUGGCGAUUCGGGAAACGCUCGUGGACCAAGGGGAACGGCAAGAUGACGUAGAGGUGGAAGUGCAGCAGGCGCCCGUUUGCGAGUACGGUAUCACUCUUGUCGAUGCAGUUCACGGGGUCGUGACGAUUGGACAGUUUGCCGAUGAUGUACGCCGGUCCCGGAUGGAUACUCUCUUGACCAAUUUUGCACCCUCCGAGAUUCUGGUAGAGGGCGGUCCCAAUGGUGCAUCCGAUACUCUCUUGUCGCUAAUUCGGACGGCCCAGAAAACCUCGCUCCAGUCUACGCGUUUGGAAAUCAUUCGGGCCACGGAGCAAUUCCCGCAGUCCACCGCACUGGAUCCGGAGAUUCGCCGCAAGCUCGACCGUCCGUUGUCGCAGAUUCAUCCCUGGGAUGUGUCGGAGACUCUGGACGAGCUGCAUCGCCGACGAUAUUAUCCGCGCGCUUCGAAGCAACAAACCGAUCACGUGAGUGUAAGCCGCUGGCCGGCCGUGCUGCGGGCCGCGGUGGAAGGCGGGGCCACCCUGGCCUUAUCAAGUUUUGGCGCCGUCUUGUUUUACUUGCAGCGGAAUCUUGUGGACGGUGAGCUACUUUCCAUGGGUGUCGUCAAAGCCUAUAUUCCACCGUCCUCGUCGACAGUCACGGAAGAGUCACCCAGCCGUAUUCAGACAAUGGCCGAACGCGACAGUUGGAGUGAAGCUGGUGUUGACAUCGACGAUCAGCGCACUACGGCACCUUUGUCAACGAAGACUUCGCCAAACGUUACACAGGCAACACAAGAUCCUGUGCCCAUGCAGUUUGAGAUGGUCGAAGCCAUUAAUAUCGAAAACGAUAUCAAUCACAUGGCACUGGAUGGAACGACUUUACACAACCUCGAGAUAUUGUACAACUCCGUCGACCACAAAGCCAACGGUAGUCUGUGGUCCAAAAUCAACCUUACCAAGACUCCGCACGGAUCCCGGUUGCUUCGUGCAUGGUUGCUCCGUCCUUUGUUCCGCCGAGCGGACAUUGAUCGACGGGCCGAUGCUGUGCAGGAACUCGUGUCGGGAGGAGCCGGCAUGGCCUUAUCGGAAGCGCGGUCUGUUCUCGCCAAGUGUGGAGACAUUGAGCGAUUAUUGAGCCGGGUCCACAGUAUGAGUGGAAUGACCCGGAUUCCCGGGGAAGAAGACGAUGCAGACGACGGGAGCAGUUACUAUCCGAGCGACCGCGCGGUGUUGUACGAAACAUCCACCUAUACAAAACGCAAGGUUGGCGACUUCUCCAAAGUGCUAAAAGGGUUGCAGCACGCAACACAGAUUCCGGAGCUCUUUGACGGCAUCGAAAUACAAAGUGGGCUGCUGAGCAAAAUCGUGCGCUUUACAGAUCAGGGUGGGUGUUUUCCCAAUAUGAUCCAGGAACUUGAAUGGUUCUUUGAAAACUUUGAUCUUGACCAGGCUGCCAAGGGAUUCUUCGAACCAUCCCGCGGAAUCGAUGAUCUGUAUGACCAGGCUUGUGACGCCAUCGCGCACAUUCAGUCCGAACUGAACGAUUACAAGGAGGAAAUGUGCAGCACCUACUUGCAACCCCGGUCUGCCGCCAGAUCGUCCUGGAAAUACAUCAAUACCAAGCCCGAGUCAAAAGAAAAGUACACAAUCGAACUUCCAGCCAGCGUACGCGUUCCAGAUAACUUCAUUCUCAAGGGAAAACGUGGGAGCGGCACCAAGCAGAUGAAUCGAUACAGAACGGCGCAAUUAGAGCACUUUGUCCAGGAGUUCGAAAACGCGUAUGAAGUACAAAAGAAACGCAAGGCUCGAGGCAUGCAACUUAUAUUUGCCAAAUUUGAUUCAAUGCGGUCCUUGUGGGCUGCUGCUGCCCAAGCUACAUCGUUGUUGGAUGCGAUAGGGGCGCUAGCCCAGACGGCUUCGAAACCCGGCUAUACACGAGCCAAGAUCCUGGAUUGUCCGCAACAUGCUUCCCCGACUAUUCGAGUGACGGGCGGGCGACACCCUUGUAUUGAAAGUUCGAUUGGAUCCAACGAUUUUAUCCCCAACGAUCUUUCGUUGGGCACGGAAACGUCGCAAGACAACGCCUCCCGAGUGCUUUUACUUAGCGGACCCAAUAUGGGUGGGAAAAGCACGCUUUUACGACAGACUUGUUUGAUUUCGAUACUUGCCCAGAUUGGUUGCUUCGUUCCGGCCGAAGACUGCGCGUUGACUCCGAUAGAUCGCAUCUAUACUCGACUAGGUGCCACCGACCGUAUUCUAUUAGGACAAUCGACAUUCUUUGUGGAGUUAGCGGAGACCGCCGCUGCUCUUCGAGGAGCGACACGUCGCAGUCUGGUAAUAAUGGAUGAGCUUGGCCGAGGAACCAGUACUUUUGACGGUACCGCGAUUGCGAGCUCCGUUGUCAAACACCUUGUCGAUCGAAGCAAAUGCUUGAGCCUGUUUGCAACUCACUACCACUCCUUGUUGGAAGAAUGGAAACAUAAUAGGAACGUACGGCUCGGACAUAUGGAGUGCAUCGUCGAAAAUGGUAUCACUACUUCUCGGCCUGAGAAUGAAGAAAAAGACGAAAGUACAAUUACUUUUCUAUAUACGCUCGGCGAGGGGGUUUGUCCCAAGUCGUUUGGCAUAAAUGUGGCUCGCCUGGCCGGCUUACCAGAAGAUGUCUUGUCGAACGCUAAGCGCAUUAGUUCCGAAUUUGAGCAGGAGGUCAAUGGCAAUGGGUCGAGAGCCACAUCACCAAAGCUAUAG